AACUAGGAAAAAUACUUUCACUUUAACAGAAAACGGUACAGUUCUUAUGCACAGUUCGUAUUAUCCAUGGAAGAACGCAACACAGAAGUGUUACAAACUGAAUGGUUAUGCAACACGUUACGUAAACACAACAUUUAAUUUUCAAGAGUUACCUAGAGGUUCCCUCUGGACUGGAGUCAUACGAAGCAAUGCAAUCUACAAGUACGACGAAAUAGACAUUAAAACCUUUAGCAAGAUUGAAUGUGGAUACACUGUACUAUCACAAAGUGACCAAAAAGAUGUUAUGUUCACAGACAAUUGCAACUCCGCUCUAAGGGAAGUUCUAUGCCGUUAUGAAACCACUUCGACUGUGACAACAUUUCCCACUUACAUGGCAAAUUCUGAACUAACUGGAAGUGACAGUAGCACAAAAACAGAUAAGACAACUUUAUCUUCAAACAUUUCAAGUGGCAACUGGUCUGGUACCGAUAUCAAUGAACAAGAGAUACAGUACAAAGAUUCUGACUUCGGUGCCAUCAUUGGUUCCUCUGUUGCAUCUAUCCUGGUAGUAAUUGCUGCUGCUGCUGUCAUUGCAAUUAUUUUGAAAAGACGACACAACAAUCAAAGUGAACAUCAGACUAAAAUGGGUAACUUAUCAGAGCAAGCCAAUUAUAUUACACCUAUUUCGACUGAAGCAGACGACAGAAUCUACAUAAACGUGAGAGACAACGAUACAGGAGAAACAAACGACUGUCACGAAACACCAAAUCCACACCGAAAUGUGUAUGAAUAUUUACAAGGCAGAAGUAAUGAAGACCAUUUCUACGAAACAACAAAUUCCAGUCUUAAAUAAAACAGAGUGACGCAUUUAGAUGUG
Molecule: messenger RNA, 856 nt
Organism: Mercenaria mercenaria
Lineage: Eukaryota; Metazoa; Mollusca; Bivalvia; Venerida; Veneridae
Exons: 6
Coding region: 47-832 (261 amino acids)
Source: RefSeq, a predicted model, not a curated record